AAGGAAUUCUCUCGAAUAUCUCUGUCUCCCACACCUCCUCCCGAACCCCCGCCGAUGGAUCCUAACCUUCCUCCUCCACCGCCACCCCCCAAUAUCCCAACCAUCAUCCAAAUUGCUACCGGCCCUUCUUCAAUCCCCCAACAACCACCGGUUAGCCAUCCUAGUCUUACCUCAAAUCUACCUCCUAAAUCCUUCAAAGACACACUGGUGCAGGGAAGUGCUUCGAUUGAGCCCCCUUUGGUCACUUAUGAGGAAUUGGUGGCCGCAAACCUUGAUUUGGAAACCCCAUCCCCUAUGGCAGUAGAUGGAUCCAGUCCUCCUUAACCAAAGGUCCCCAAAGUUAGAAUCCCUAAAUCUAUAUGGGAAAGACUCUGUGCCCCUUGGAGAAAUGCUGU
Messenger RNA from Rubroshorea leprosula, 395 nucleotides. Lineage: Eukaryota; Viridiplantae; Streptophyta; Magnoliopsida; Malvales; Dipterocarpaceae. The record is from the annotation of a GenBank genome assembly.